Ornithodoros turicata is the source of this 805-nucleotide messenger RNA. Its product is annotated as ADP-ribosylation factor-like protein 6. Gene Ontology annotation, biological process: intracellular protein transport; vesicle-mediated transport; cilium assembly. Gene Ontology annotation, molecular function: GTP binding; GTPase activity. Gene Ontology annotation, cellular component: axoneme; cytoplasm. The transcript has a single exon. The coding region runs from base 28 to 594 and encodes 188 amino acids. The record is from RefSeq and is a predicted model, not a curated record. NCBI's taxonomy places the organism in Eukaryota, Metazoa, Arthropoda, Arachnida, Ixodida, Argasidae.
CGCAUUAGGCGCGCUUUCCAGUACAAAAUGGGUCUUUUCGACACACUCAUCGGCUUUCUCGGUCUGAAAAAGAAACAAGCCAGCGUGCUCAUCGUCGGUUUGGACAACAGCGGUAAGAGCACCAUUCUGAACCAUUUCAAGCCGGACGAGCAGAAGUCCGUAGAGAUCGUGCCUACGGUGGGAUUCAACGUGGAUUCCUUCAAGAUGAACAACUUGUCCCUAACUGCAUUCGAUAUGUCGGGCCAGGGGAGAUACCGUAGCUUGUGGGAACAUUACUACAAGGACACACACGGCGUCAUAUUCGUUAUCGACAGCACGGAUUCGCUCCGUUUGGUUGUGGCCAAAGACGAAUUGGACAUGAUGCUGCAGCACAAGGAUAUGAAGGACAGAGCGCUGCCAAUUCUGUUUUUUGCAAACAAGAGCGACUUACGUGAUGCUCUGUCCAGUGUGAAAAUCAGUCAGUCCCUCGGCUUGGACCUUUUGAAGGACAAGUCAUGGCACAUCUGCGCUAGCAACGCCUUGACUGGUGAAGGGCUUCGUGAAGGUCUAGAGUGGAUGAGCGACCAAAUACAAACGUACAUGCAAAAGAGGUGAUACGGUGAUGAAAGCUUUGCUGUGUUUGUUGUGCCGUGGACGGUCGCAGUGGCACGAAGGAUUCCAAGAAACACACGAAAGAAGAUUUGCAGGAACAUUUGGACGAUUGAUGCAAGAUAUCGUAUCAAAACACAUGUGGCAUCGCAUCAUCCUAAUAAAACCCCAUAUGAGACGAAAAUGAAAAUACAGUUUAUCGAAUGCAUUAGCUGCA